CCUGUGUCCAAAGCCAAAGAUCAAGCGUAUCAGGGGGUGGCUUUCGGGGUUAGGACGGACGUCGGAUCUGUGACGACAGCCAUUACCAAAGUCGCCAACCACGGCAAGCACUCCCCCGGUCUGGUCUGCACUCGCAAUGCCACCGUGAAGAUGCUGUCGUUUAUUUUGAUUCAAAACCGCCAGGGCAAGACCCGACUUGCGAAAUGGUACGCUCCGUACAGCGAUGAGGAGAAGAUAAAGCUCAAGGGCGAGGUCCACCGCCUCGUGGCGCCGCGCGACCAAAAGUAUCAAUCCAACUUUGUCGAGUUCCGCAACAACAAGCUUGUGUACCGGCGGUACGCGGGGCUCUUCUUUUGCGCGUGCGUGGAUACAAACGACAACGAGCUCGCCUUCCUCGAGGCCAUCCACUUCUUCGUCGAGGUGCUCGACGCAUUCUUUGGCAACGUGUGCGAGCUCGACCUGGUCUUCAACUUUUACAAGGUCUACGCUAUCCUAGACGAGGUUUUCUUGGCUGGCGAGAUUGAGGAGACGAGCAAGACGGUCGUGCUCACGAGGUUGGAGCAUCUGGACAAGUUGGAGUGAAGGAGGAGGGUUGAAAGGGGUGUCGGGUGUCGGGUUGGAUACUCGCGGUUCAUGGUUGAUUUGACACGGCAGGUUCGGAAUAUGGCGUGCGUCAUGUCGAGAGCAAGUCGAUACCUAUCCUGCGGACGAUCAGUGUACGGAGUUUUGCCCUGGCCAAAUAGGGAUAUGGUCAGUUUGGCGUGUAGUCAAUUCUGCCACCGACCAUCCCAAACAACGGCCUGCGUAGUCACUGGUCGCACUAAUCUUUCUUUUCCUAUACGCAUGCACAAGUAUGAAUCUAUGCCAUGGGCAAGAUAGGCGGCAAACAGGUCGGUAAUCGGCCUGCGUAACCGAGCAGGCAGCUGUGUAGUGGAUCUGAUGUUGAACUGGUCGAAAACGGCAACUCUGCAAAAAAGAUCAGCUGCCUCUCAAGCUUGCCCCAAGAUAUAAGUUACCCAGGUAUUUUCCUCCGCCAGAAAACCAAAGAAGGGUUUCCUUAAUCAAUCAACCACAAGUUUUAUGAAUGGCACCCAGAUCCUUGGAGCCUCGGGCCUAGUAACCAUGCUCAAACGCAUCAAGGACGGAUAAUCCGAGCUCUCGAGGCUCCCGGGACCUGCUCCUUUUUAUCCCACAGAUCCAAGGCGCG
This is a messenger RNA of Pyricularia oryzae 70-15, 1207 nucleotides long. RefSeq names its product AP-2 complex subunit sigma. Gene Ontology annotation, biological process: clathrin-dependent endocytosis; protein transport. The record is from RefSeq and is a predicted model, not a curated record. The transcript is spliced from 4 exons. Lineage: Eukaryota; Fungi; Ascomycota; Sordariomycetes; Magnaporthales; Pyriculariaceae. Bases 151 to 582 code for a protein of 143 amino acids. Gene Ontology annotation, molecular function: clathrin-cargo adaptor activity. Gene Ontology annotation, cellular component: intracellular membrane-bounded organelle; AP-2 adaptor complex.